Molecule: messenger RNA, 1017 nt
Organism: Stylonychia lemnae
Lineage: Eukaryota; Ciliophora; Spirotrichea; Sporadotrichida; Oxytrichidae
Source: the annotation of a GenBank genome assembly
AUGACUAAUGCUUGCAUUACUGAUGCGAAUUCUAUAAAACACUUCUUGAAUAUAUUAUAGGCCAGGUAUGGAAAGCUCAAGUGCUUGAACGAGGGCAUUAGAUAGAGCACUGAUGAUAGAAUCAGUUUGAUCUAGAGAGUCAAAACAAUAAUCCUAAGAUUUCUUGAUGACAAAAUUUCAUACCGUAUCGGUAUUAAAUCCUUCAAGCAAAGAAGAAUUAGAUAAGAGAAGUUUGACUACACUUCUCUGCUGCUUAUGGAUGAGUCAGUGAUAUUGAGUGAUCUUGAGUUCAAGAUUGAAGAACAGUCCAAGUUCAAGUAACACUUUUACUCCUUCAAUAAUAUUGCAGUCAUUGAUAAAUCUGAAGCACUCAUUGUUGAAGUGAGAUUCAAAGUAACCACCCCAGUAGGGAAUACUGCUUACAUCAAUGAGUUCAAGGAAUUACCAGUCCUAUUCCACUGUAAUGAACCUUCUCUAACUGAACAAGAUGAAUACAUCUCUGAGCAUUACACCAUCAUUGUAUCAAUGACUACAUUGGUUAUAAGAAGAUCAAUGAAAGCAGGAAAACUGUUAUCCUGGGUUUUAAUAGAGCAAAAUGUUAACAGACAAAUGCAACUGAGAGAUCUUAGCGGUGACAAAAUCAUGACACCAGAGAAGAAAUUCCCUGUCAUCAUUUCAAUUUGUGUCACUCUUGAAGAAGAGCUAGAUAGUUCUCAAUCCUAUAGUGGUCAAGCUAGUAACCACUAUCUACAUGAGCAAGCUUUAUACUAAAAGAGAUGCACAGAUUCUUUGGGCAAUGAGCCCUUGAGACAAAAUUAAAUGCUCUAAAUAGGACUGAAAUUAUUAUAAAAGUCAAAAUAUAUUAAUUCAUUAAUCACUUCACUCUCAACGUCAUAUUCUUUUAACUCGAUACUUCUCCCCUCAAAGGAAUCCUUCUUGCCAUAUUUUUUACCGCUAAACAUAAAUUUAUUCUGGCAUUUUAUGAUAAGUCAACUUGGAGUAAAUAAAAUGGCCUGA